Molecule: messenger RNA, 2067 nt
Organism: Gigantopelta aegis
Lineage: Eukaryota; Metazoa; Mollusca; Gastropoda; Neomphalida; Peltospiridae
Product: carboxypeptidase Q-like
Exons: 1
Coding region: 336-1778 (480 amino acids)
Biological process (GO): peptide catabolic process; proteolysis
Molecular function (GO): metallodipeptidase activity
Source: RefSeq, a predicted model, not a curated record
UCAGAGGUCAAAGAUCAACGGUGAAUUGGAUUCGUGCGUACUUCGGACGCGUUUGCCUUUAGGUUAUAAUAAUAUAGUUCAGUAUAUUUUGUGCUGCAGAAUGAAUGGCAAAUUAACUAAUUUAAGUUGCGUUUAGUUGUAAUUUUGUUUUUAUUUGUGAAGCGAUUCUCAAACACUUCCCGGUUCGUGAUUAAUCGGGAGUUUCAUUUUUCGGAACGGCACUGGACUACGGACCAGAGGUGUAUAUGUGACUAUUUUAAGGUUAUUGUUUUUAAAAGCUAGUUAAAACCAUUUAAUUUAUUUACUUUAUAUAUAAAUAAACACAUUUUAAAAACAUGACAGCGGCUAUUUAUAAAGUAUUGUUACUACUGUGUUCAAUACAAUGCGUUACACAGUCAGUGUUGAGAUACCGUAGCUUUCAUAAUAAGGAUGUUUUCCGUGAAAUCAAAGACCACCGAAACAUUGCUGCCGAUCUUAUUAAACUUUCUGUGGAUGGAGCAGCCAAGAACCAAUCCUAUAAUAGACUUGCUGAGUUUGUAGACAAAUUUGGAUUUCGAAUAGCAGGUUCCAAAAAUCUGGAAAAUUCCAUUGACUACGUCAUACAAAAAUUGAAGGAAGACGGUUUGGAGAACGUGCAUGGAGAAACUGUGAUGGUUCCUCAUUGGGUUCGAGGAUACGAGUCUGCAAAAAUGAUUGAACCACGAAUUCAUCAUCUGUCCAUGCUCGGUCUAGGAGGAAGUAUUGGUACACCUCCAGAGGGAAUCACUGCUGAAGCGUUGGUAGUUGGCUCGUUUGACGAGUUGAAAAAACGGAGUUCUGAAGCCAAAGGGAAAAUAAUCGUCUUUAACGAGGACUGGGCUGGAUCGUAUGGUAAAACAGUAGCCUACAGAAGUGGAGCGGUUCCGGCGUCGAAAGUAGGAGGGGUGGCUUCUUUAAUCAGAAGCAUCACACCAUUUUCAAUAAACAGCCCCCAUACCGGAUCACAGCACUACAAAGCCAAUGUGAAAAAAAUUCCAACGGCUUGUAUCACUAUUGAAGAUGCCGAGAUGAUGGCUCGAAUGGCAGCUAGAGGUGAUAAAAUAGUCAUUCAUUUAAAGAUGGAUGCCAAAACUCACCCAGAUGUGAAGUCCAGGAAUGUGGUCGCUGAAAUUAAAGGGCGGACUAAUCCAGAGGAGGUGGUUGUUGUCAGUGGACAUAUUGAUAGCUGGGAUGUUGGACAAGGAGCGAUGGAUGACGGUUGUGGAGCCUUCAUAUCAUGGCAGGCUCUGUCUCUUGUUCAUCAACUUGGACUUCGACCUAAGAGGACACUGAGAGCAAUAUUUUGGACAGCCGAAGAAGAGGGUUUGAUUGGUGCACAUAAAUAUUUUAAUGACCACAAGGGGGACAUGUCUAACUUUGAUCUUGUAAUGGAGUCGGAUACUGGAACAUUUUCUCCUUCUGGUCUAGGUUUUUCUGGGAAUAAGGCAGCCACGGACAUUGUAAGAGCAGCUGUCGAUCUUUUGGAUCCAAUUGGCGCAACGAAUUUCUCUACCCAAGCUGAUGUCAGCGAUGUGGUAUAUUGGCAGGAUGCUUCAGUACCCACGGGAAGUCUGUUGGUGGAUACCAGCAAGUACUUUUACUUCCACCAUUCUAAUGGAGAUACAAUGACUGUACAGAAUUCACACGAUAUGGAUGUGGCGUCCGCCAUUUUUGCCGUUGUUGCUUAUGUUGUGGCCGACCUCGAGGAUAUGUUACCAAGGAAACCUACUAACAAUACAGACAUACGGUUGUUUGACUAAUGUAUAACAUAACGCAGUGGACUUUAUUUUGUAUAUUAUUUAUAUGUUAAUAUCCUGGGCCCAUGUCCAGGUUUGCUUCACAAAAUCAUGUAUCAGUCCCGAUAAUAUAUGCAUAUGUAACACCUUCUUAACACACACUUGUUUAAAAGGAGAACAUUUAAAAAUUUAGUUGGAAUUUGUAUACUAGAAGACUAAUCAUUAUGUAAAUUGUUUUCUUUGUAUAUUUUGAUUAAUGCGUAUAUGAUGUGGAUAAAUGUGUGUAUUUUGAUAUAAACAUUCCUUAAAGCAA